AUGGUAGCGACUAAAGGUGCUUCAACAUCACGCGGUGUUCGACUUCGCUUUAAACAGAAAUUGGUUUCGGGAUCGUCGAAACAAAUAGCAACAAUCGAAUUGGUCAAACGCUUGAAGACGUUACAUGAAGAAUUAAAGAAGAUCGAUCAAGAGGAGGUUGAUACGGAUUCACUUGCGAGUAUAACAAAAGAGUUGAUCAACGAAUCGUUAACUGGACAUAAAGAUAAAAGCGUCAAGGCAUAUGUUGCAGCUUGUUUAGCAGAUGUCCUGCGGCUUCAUGCUCCUGAUGCUCCCUAUACCGACGGAGAGUUGCGGGACGUCUUUGACUUUUUUGUCCGUCAGCUUCAGAAUAUAAGCGACACCUCAGGACCUUAUUUCGACACUAUUUUUCAUCUUCUUGAAACCUUGUCUACAGUAAAGAUAGUGCUUCUCAUACUAGAUCUUCAAGACAGUGACGGAUUAAUGGAUCAAUUAUUUCACGAUUUUUUUGACGUAAUCAGGCCAGAAAUGCCUAAGAAUGUACAUAAACAUAUGUUAGAUAUCUUGUACCAAUUGACUGAGGAGAGUUCAUCUCUUCCGAAAAAUGCAUUCAAAGCCAUUCUGUCUCAGUUUGAUGAACGAAAGGACGAGAAUCCUGCUGCAUAUAAAUUGGCGUAUGAUUUAUGUAAUAGUGCUAUUGACAAGUUACAGCGAUGUGUAUCUCAAUAUUUUACACAUGUUAUAGUGUCUGCUUCAGAAAAGAGUGGGGCGUCGCAAGAGGACUUAAAUAGCUUUAAAAGUGCACACGAUUUGAUCAAGGGGCUUAAUCGAUCUGUGCCAAAGCUGCUAUUGAACGUAGUUCCACAAUUAGAAGAAGAAUUAAAACUUGACGAUCUCAACUUACGUCUGGUUGCGACGCAAGUUCUUGGCGAAAUGUUUGCCGAAAAAGGCUCAACUCUUGCGACAGACUAUGACAAUCUAUGGAAAACGUGGUUAUCAAGACGAAAUGACAAAGUAGCUGUCGUGCGUAUUGCAUGGGCAGACCACUGUUUAGCCUUGUAUCAAAAUCAUCCCGAACUUGCGAAGCAAAUUAAUGACGCAAUUCGUUCCAAGAUGUCUGAUCCAGAUGAGAAGGUACGGAUUGCGUUUUGUAAGAUAUUCAGUCAAAUAGAUUAUGAAAGUGCUUUGAAACUUGUGGAUAAAGAACUGCUUGAAGUAUUAGGAAGCCGUUGUCGUGAUAGAAAGCAAGGUGUUAGACAAGAAGCAAUAAAUUCUCUCGCCCGACUGUAUAAUCUGGCUUUUAUUGAAAUAGCUGACUUUGAGGAAAAGGUUAUGGAGAAGUUUGAUUGGAUACCAAAAGAGAUCCUAAAUACAUUAUAUACAAACGACAACGAAAUUAUAGCGUGUGUUGAAAAGGUCUUGCACGAACAGAUUCUUCCGCAUAAUUCUGAUGUCUCUGCUCGUGUAGAGCGCAUGUUAAUUGUGCUUCAGAGCUUGGAUGGGAAGGCUAAGAAAGCCUUUUUUUCUUUAUUUCAAAGACAAAGGGACGCCAUGAAUGAAAUGGAUGUAUACUUAAGAAUGUGCGAAAAAUAUAAGGGUGGAGAUGGUAAGGAAGAAGAAAAAGUGGCUGUCCUCCUUGCUCAAGUGGUAAAGCGAAUAGCAGGCAAACUUCCUGAUCCACCGAAGUCGAUCAAUCAUCUGUCGAACGUAGCUAAACUGAACGAUAUCAGAUUGUACAGAUUGUUGCGAGAUCUAAUGAGCCCGGAGUCUGAUUAUAAAACUGUCAAGAAAGCCGAAAAAGACGUGUUCAAGCAUAUAGAACAAUCAGCCGCAUCAGCUCUAGAGACGUUCUCUAUUCUCAUACGACGAGUAAGUCUGACCAUAUUUAAUGGCGAUAUCGUUCCUCUAUUAUUACACAAGUUGAGGGAUUUGCCGCCAUCAACGAGCCGGUCAAAGAAUAUUGUAUCAACUACACAGGAACUGCUCAAGGAUAUUUCAUCGCGAUUUCCCGCACUUUAUCGCGCUCAUGUCAAUGAGUUGAUGCGUUUACUAUCUGAAGAUCUAAACGAUCUAUCGGUUGAGAAUACGCUGGAAGCAUUGGCCAAAUUUUCUAAGACGUACCCCGAUGAAACACCCCAGGACAUAGAGCGCUUAUUUAGAUACGCAAUGGAAGGCACACCAAUACAAGCAAGACGCGCUUCUAUGAUAAUGGGACAUAUGAGAGAUAAACAUGAAAUCUCCGGAGAGUUGCUACAGGCAAUUAUUAAGAUCGCGCUCUACUCCGUUCAAUCAUACGAAAAUAGGAGCGAUGACAUUACAAAUUUCAUACUUAAUGAAUUGAUAUUAAAGAACCGACAUGAGGCUACCCCUAAUGAGCCAGAAUGGGUGAAGGAUGAAGAACUUGAUGAUGAAUGCAAAGCUAAGGUGCUUGGUUUAAAAAUACUCGUUAAUCGGCUUAUCGCACGUCCUGAAGAUGAGGCGGCGGAAGAUCUAGCGAAGCCAGUUUUUAAGUUAUUAUGGACUUUAAUAAGAGAAGGCGGUGAAUUUCUUCCUGACAAGUCAACAAGCCCAUCAUUCCAAAGUCGGUUAAGACUAGCUGCUGCUAAAUCAGUACUAAAAUUAGCGCGUAAGAAGGUCUAUGACAAUAUGAUACCUGUAGGCGAUUUCAAAGAAUUGGCACUGAUGAUACAGGAUCCCUGUUAUCAAGUACGACACGCAUUUUCAUCACGCCUCAUACGUUAUUGUAGUGGUUAUCAGCUGAGUGCGCGGUUUCUGGCUAUAUUCUUUUUGGUGGCACAUGAGCCAGAAGGAUCGGACAUACUUCCCAUGGCAUGGGAAGAUAACCUGGCAAUGUUCGAAAUGGCACUAGUUCGCCUUAUAUAUCUACUUUCUCAUCAUCCGGAUUUCUCUUGUGAGAUUAAGGAUCUUAUUGAUGCUAUGAAGUAUAUCGAUUUCUUUCUUGAUACCGUGGCCAAUGCGGACAAUAUGUCAUUUCUGUAUUAUAUUGUCGGUCGGUUGAAACAAGUACAAGAUAUUGACCCGUCGGCGAAAAGUGAUAAUUUAUAUACACUCAGUGAUUUAGCACAGCAUCUGAUUCGUGAGAGAUGCAAAGCAUCUUCAUGGACGCUGUUAUCAUUUCCGAAUCAAGUUGUGCUGCCAAAAGAUAUGUUUCGUCCCCUUCUUGACGCGCCAGCCGCUGCUGAGAUAAUGGUCAAGAAUUAUUUGCCAAAAGAUUUCAUGAAAGUAUUAGUGAAGCGGCAAGGGCUAGGAUCAUCGAAAGAUAAGGCAAAGAGAAGUCAAAGAAAUGAGUCUAAAAAAGCCGAUACGUCAGCUCGGAAACGUCGCCGAGCCGAUGAUCAGACGUGA
This is a messenger RNA of Paraglomus occultum, 3345 nucleotides long. The record is from the annotation of a GenBank genome assembly. Lineage: Eukaryota; Fungi; Glomeromycota; Glomeromycetes; Paraglomerales; Paraglomeraceae.